AGGGAGCCAGGGGGGCGUUGAAGCGGACCCCGUCUGGGAGCUCCCCGCUGGGCGUCCGGCCCGCGGAGGCGCGAGUUUGCUGACUCGGAGGGAGCCGCUGGGGCGGGGGCGAGUGCUAAUAAUACCCGUUCGUUCCGCAGCCGCGCUUUACAGUUGACACAGCUGUCACCUUCGUUCCUCCUUAAUUAAUAAUAAAAAUAGCCGCCGUUCGGGAGCGCGGGCUGGGCGCCAGGCCCGGUACCGAGCGCGGUACGAGGCCGGCUCCCAGAGCCGGCCCUCGCCACAGGAUCCCCAUUUUCCAGAGCGGGAAGCCGAGGCUCAGCCUCGCGCCGCGACUUGCCCGAGGUCACCCAGUGGGCCAGCGGCUCCGGGACCGAGGCGCGGGGCGGGUUGAGGCCGGCGCUGCAGGCAGCGGCGGCUGCGCGGCGAACGAGGCGGCCUGCGCGGCGGAGUGCUGAGUCCCGAUCCCCGGUUCUGUCCGGCCCACGGAUCCUCAAGCCCGGGCCCCGGGCCCGGCCCCAGCCUCAGCCCCCAGCGUCUCCGGGCGGAUGGCGCGGGGCGGCGGGCGCGGGCGGUGCUGAGCCCUGCGCGGGCCAUGGCCUCGGCCUGCGGGGCGCCGGGCCCGGGAGGCGCGCUGGGCAGCCAGGCCCCCUCCUGGUACCACCGCGACCUGAGCCGCGCGGCCGCGGAGGAGCUGCUGGCCCGAGCGGGCCGCGAUGGCAGCUUCCUGGUCCGAGACAGCGAGAGCGUGGCGGGGGCCUUCGCGCUCUGCGUCCUGUAUCAGAAGCAUGUGCACACGUAUCGCAUUCUGCCUGAUGGAGAAGAUUUCUUGGCUGUGCAGACCUCGCAGGGUGUGCCUGUGCGCCGCUUCCAGACCCUGGGUGAGCUCAUCGGCCUGUACGCCCAGCCCAACCAGGGCCUUGUGUGCGCCCUGCUUCUUCCUGUAGAGGGGGAGCGAGAGCCGGACCCGCCGGAUGACCGGGAUGCCUCAGAUGGGGAGGAUGAGAAGCCCCCGCUGCCCCCGCGCUCUGGCUCCACCAGCAUUUCUGCCCCCACUGGGCCCAGCAGUCCCCUGCCAGCUCCUGAGACUCCCACAACUCCAGCUGCUGAGAGUGCUCCCAAUGGGCUGAGCACCGUCUCGCACGAGUACCUGAAAGGCAGCUAUGGGCUGGACCUGGAAGCUGUGCGGGGUGGAGCCAGCCACCUGCCCCACCUCACCCGUACCCUCGCCACCUCAUGCCGGAGGCUGCACAGUGAGGUGGACAAGGUCCUGUCAGGCCUGGAGAUCCUGUCCAAGGUGUUUGACCAGCAGAGCUCGCCCAUGGUGACCCGCCUUUUGCAGCAGCAGAACCUGCCACAGACAGGGGAGCAGGAACUAGAGAGCCUGGUGCUGAAGCUGUCAGUGCUAAAGGACUUCCUGUCAGGCAUCCAGAAGAAGGCCCUGAAGGCCCUACAGGACAUGAGCUCCACAGCACCCCCGGCUCCGCAGCCAUCCACACGUAAGGCCAAGACCAUCCCCGUGCAGGCCUUUGAGGUGAAGCUAGAUGUGACCCUGGGUGACCUGACCAAGAUUGGGAAGUCGCAGAAGUUCACGCUGAGCGUGGAUGUGGAGGGUGGGCGGCUGGUGCUGCUGCGGAGACAGCGGGACUCCCAGGAGGACUGGACCACCUUCACGCACGACCGCAUCCGCCAGCUCAUUAAGUCCCAGCGUGUCCAGAACAAGCUGGGUGUUGUGUUUGAGAAGGAGAAGGACCGGACUCAGCGCAAGGACUUCAUCUUUGUCAGUGCCCGGAAGCGGGAGGCCUUCUGCCAGCUGCUGCAGCUUAUGAAGAACAAGCACUCCAAGCAGGACGAGCCCGACAUGAUCUCCGUCUUCAUAGGCACCUGGAACAUGGGAAGUGUACCACCUCCAAAAAACGUGACAUCCUGGUUCACAUCGAAGGGUCUGGGGAAGACCCUGGACGAGGUCACAGUGACCAUACCCCAUGACAUCUAUGUCUUUGGGACCCAGGAGAACUCAGUGGGCGACCGCGAGUGGCUGGACCUACUGCGCGGAGGCCUCAAGGAGCUUACAGAUCUGGAUUACCGCCCGAUUGCCAUGCAAUCACUGUGGAAUAUCAAGGUGGCAGUGCUGGUCAAGCCAGAGCACGAGAACCGUAUCAGCCACGUCAGUACGUCCAGUGUGAAGACUGGCAUCGCCAACACCCUGGGGAACAAGGGGGCUGUGGGCGUCUCCUUCAUGUUCAAUGGCACCUCAUUUGGCUUUGUGAACUGUCACCUCACCUCGGGAAAUGAGAAGACGGCUCGGAGGAACCAGAACUACUUGGACAUCCUGCGGCUGCUCUCGCUGGGCGACCGGCAGCUCAGUGCCUUUGACAUCUCUCUGCGUUUCACGCACCUCUUCUGGUUUGGGGACCUCAACUACCGCCUGGACAUGGAUAUCCAGGAGAUCCUGAACUACAUCAGCAGGAAGGAGUUUGAGCCCCUUCUCAGGGUGGACCAGCUCAACCUGGAGCGGGAGAAGCACAAGGUCUUCCUUCGAUUCAGUGAGGAGGAGAUCUCCUUCCCACCCACCUACCGCUAUGAGCGGGGUUCCCGGGACACAUAUGCCUGGCACAAGCAGAAGCCAACUGGGGUCCGGACCAAUGUGCCCUCAUGGUGUGACCGGAUUCUGUGGAAAUCCUACCCUGAAACUCACAUCAUCUGCAAUUCUUAUGGUUGCACUGAUGACAUCGUCACCAGCGACCAUUCCCCUGUGUUUGGGACAUUUGAGGUUGGAGUUACCUCCCAGUUCAUCUCCAAGAAAGGGCUCUCGAAGACUUCAGACCAGGCCUACAUUGAGUUUGAGAGCAUCGAGGCCAUUGUGAAGACAGCCAGCCGCACCAAGUUCUUCAUCGAGUUCUACUCUACCUGCCUGGAGGAAUACAAGAAGAGCUUUGAGAAUGAUGCCCAGAGCAGUGACAACAUCAACUUCCUCAAAGUGCAGUGGUCUUCACGCCAGCUGCCCACGCUCAAACCAAUUCUGGCUGAUAUCGAGUACCUGCAGGACCAGCACCUCCUGCUCACAGUCAAGUCCAUGGAUGGCUAUGAAUCCUAUGGGGAGUGUGUGGUUGCACUCAAGUCCAUGAUCGGCAGCACGGCCCAACAGUUCCUGACCUUCCUGUCCCACCGUGGCGAGGAGACAGGCAAUAUCAGAGGCUCCAUGAAGGUGCGGGUGCCCACGGAGCGCCUGGGCACCCGUGAGCGGCUCUACGAGUGGAUCAGCAUUGAUAAGGAUGAGGCAGGAGCAAAGAGCAAAGCCCCCUCUGUGUCCCGAGGGAGCCAGGAGCCCAGGUCAGGGAGCCGCAAGCCAGCCUUCACAGAGGCCUCCUGCCCGCUUUCCAGGUUAUUUGAAGAACCAGAGAAACCGCCACCAACGGGGAGGCCCCCAGCCCCACCCCGAGUAGCUCCCCGGGAGGAGCCCUUGACCCCCAGGUUGAAGCCAGAGGGAGCUCCUGAACCAGAAGGGGUGGCGGCCCCCCCACCCAAGAACAGCUUCAAUAACCCUGCCUACUACGUCCUUGAAGGGGUCCCGCACCAGCUGCUGCCCCCGGAGCCACCCUCACCUGCCAGGGCCCCUGUCCCAUCUGCCACCAAGAACAAAGUGGCCAUUACAGUGCCUGCUCCACAGCUUGGGCGCCACCGGCCCCCUCGUGUGGGAGAGGGGAGUUCUUCAGAUGAGGAGUCUGGAGGCACACUGCCCCCUCCAGACUUUCCACCUCCACCACUGCCGGACUCAGCCAUCUUCCUGCCCCCCAGCCUGGAUCCUUUACCAGGGCCAGUGGUCCGGGGCCGUGGUGGGGGUGAGGCCCGUGGCCCACCGCCUCCCAAGGCCCAUCCAAGGCCCCCACUGCCCCCAGGCCCCUCACCAUCCAGCACUUUCCUGGGGGAAGUGGCCAGUGGGGAUGACCGUUCCUGCUCCGUGCUGCAGAUGGCCAAGACGCUGAGCGAGGUGGACUACGCCCCUGCUGGGCCCCCACGCUCAGCACUCCUCCCAGGCCCCCUGGAGCUGCAGCCCCCCCGGGGACUGCCCUCGGACUAUGGCCGGCCCCUCAGCUUCCCUCCACCCCGCAUCCGGGAGAGCAUCCAGGAAGACCUGGCAGAGGAGGCUCCGUGCCUGCAGGGCGGGCGGGCCAGCGGGCUGGGCGAGGCAGGCAUGAGCGCCUGGCUGCGGGCCAUCGGCUUGGAGCGCUAUGAGGAGGGCCUGGUGCAUAAUGGCUGGGACGACCUGGAGUUUCUCAGUGACAUCACCGAGGAGGACUUGGAGGAGGCUGGGGUGCAGGACCCGGCUCACAAGCGCCUCCUUCUGGACACCCUGCAGCUCAGCAAGUGAUAGCGGAGGCACCACGAAGCUGUGAACUCAGCGCCCCUCCCUGCUACCAAGGCCCAGCUAUGGCCCCAGGGUUGAACAGUUAUGAGGGUCAGGGCAGUAUCUCUCUGCCUAUUUAUUGGGGUGCCUAUUUAUUGGGGAUCUGCAUUCCCCGCUGCCGAAUCAUUUGCAAUGCCCUAAUUAGGGCAUCCUGCCCCUCGCCUUUUAGGCUCAGGAUGGAAGGUCAGUUGCCAUGGUUACCGAGGACCCUGGUUACUCUGGUGCUGUCCUCUUUUACUGGACCCCGCCUCCCAGCCCCAGGGGUGCCUGUGGGGGUCCAUUUGGGUACGUCUGGGCCCCCACUUUCACCAGCUUCUGCGGCCUUCCACCGGGCCUGAACCACAGCGGAGACGCUCCGCUAAGACCCCCCCACCCCCGCUGGGGGUGGGGGCGGGUGUCCGUCCGGAAAUGAAGGAAUAGCCCGAGGACCGGGCUGGGGUUUAUUUAAACUGUUCUGUGUGGGUUUGGGGAGGGAGGGCACCUUAAUAUUAUUGGGGUUGGUUGGGGUGGGGCAGGAUCUCAGCCAUAAAGUGCCAGUUUGCUUAGUUCUGUCUCCUGGUCUGUGCUGCCCUGCGCUGGGGAUGCACGGCGGCAGGGUGGGGGAGGGAGGUUCCUCGCAGGUCUCAGCCCGGGACAGGGUUUUGCAGGCAGCCUCCUGGGCAGUCGGAAGGGUUGCGGCGUGAUGUCUUCAAUAAAUUAAGUUUUAUUUGGAUUGAGUAAAA
This is a messenger RNA of Nomascus leucogenys (northern white-cheeked gibbon), 5130 nucleotides long. RefSeq names its product inositol polyphosphate phosphatase like 1 (gene INPPL1). Gene Ontology annotation, molecular function: phosphatase activity; protein binding. Gene Ontology annotation, biological process: phosphatidylinositol dephosphorylation. The record is from RefSeq and is a predicted model, not a curated record. Lineage: Eukaryota; Metazoa; Chordata; Mammalia; Primates; Hylobatidae.